Messenger RNA from Symbiodinium sp. CCMP2456, 1767 nucleotides. The record is from the annotation of a GenBank genome assembly. NCBI's taxonomy places the organism in Eukaryota, Dinophyceae, Suessiales, Symbiodiniaceae.
AUGCCAUGUCGCAUUCCACCGGGACUGGUGCGCCAUGUUCACGGUGCAGCAGUCGAGGUGAGCUUGCUGAGCAGAACCCGAUUGAUCGUGGCUCACCAACGUGGAUGGCGCUGGGCAUUGGCCCUAGAUUUGUUCCGGGCGGUGCGAGCAAGCCAUCUCAGGCUGGAUGCCAUUUGCUUCAACGCUGCCCUUGCGGCCUGCCGGCAGGGUGCCCAGUGGCAAGCUGGCCUCCACAUCUUCUCGGAGAUGCCCUCCGAGAGGAUUCGGCCCAAUGCCAUCAGCUGCAAUACGUCGAUUGCCGCCUGUGCCCGGGGGGCUGCCUGGCACGUAGCACUCUGUUUGCUGGCUUCCGGUGUGGACAAGGUGGGUGGAGGUGCAGCGCUGGAUGCCCUCGCGCGUGCCGCCGAGUGGCAGCGAGCGCUGGUCCUCUGGCUCGCUUUGCCGGGCCUACGGGCCAUGCCCGACCAGGUCGCCCGGAACAGCCUCCUGGCCGCCUUCGCCGAGGCAGCGCAGUGGCGCGAGGGCCUGGCUCUCCUCGAAACAGGAGAAGACCUGGACAGCUACGGCCGCUGUGCGGCGGCGGGCUGCUUUGCCGCGGCGGCGCUUUGGAGGGAGGCCCUGGCCAGCGCCCUACCAGGUUUGGGCGGACCAGUGCAGGUCUUAAAUGCGGCGCUGACUGGCUGCGCCCGCGCUGCAAAGUGGCAACUCUGUUUGCAGCUCGUGCAGUCCGCGGUGAGUGCUUGUGGCACCCCGGACGUGGCCACAUUUGGCAUCGCCAUCAGCGCCCUUGAGCGCGGUCGGGUCUUCUGGGAUCGUGCGCUCUCACUGCUCGCAGAGUCGCAGCGUGGCUCGCUCAAUCGCACCUCGGUCUACAACACAACGAUUUCUGCAGUGGGUGCCACCAGCAGAUGGAGGAUGUCCCUGCACCUGUUACAGAGCAUGCGUGACCACGGCCAGGAACCAGACACCAGCAGCUUCAAUGCGAGUUUGUCAGCCUGCGAGCGGGCGUGGCAAUGGGAGCAGUGCUUGCAGGUCCUCUGGGAUGCGGGGUCUUCUGCCGAUGCAGCAAGCUACAGCAUCGUCGCGGGCUCCCUCGAGCAGGCAGGGCUUUGGCAAGAGGCGGUUCAGCUUCUGCGAGCGCUGCCGGACCUGCCGCUGCCGGCAUGGAGAGUUCUGGUGAGGGCAUCGGCGGCAAAAGGCUGGCAGUACAGCCUGCAUUUACUGCUCUCUAUGCCCUCUACGAGAGCCUCGAUGCCUCUGAGCGACUUGGCCCUGGUGGACGCGGUGCUGGGAGCCUGCGCUCGUAGCCUCGCCUGGCAGCAGGCCCUCCUCCUCCUCCUCGGCUCUGACGACCCGGGGGAUGCCUCUUGCCUUGUGCAGGCGCUUGAGGCCUGCGAGAGCCUCCACCAAAGACCGCAGUCCGAAGUGCUGCGAGAGGCACUGAAAGGAGCCCUGAGCCGCUCGGCCCUCCGCAGCCCGAGCCGAAAAGCCAACGACCGCACUGAGCGCGGCGUUUUCGGAGCGUCCGUGCACGGCCUCCUUACUGCCUCCUGGGUCUGUGCUCGGGGAUCCGGUCACGCCGGGCCGAGCACUUCUAUGGCCUUCGAGAGGAAGGUCCUUCAGGAGCAGGACUCAGGCGGAUCCGAGCUUGGUGGACUGGGCAGCGGGCAAAUGCGUUCGUUUCUCCAGCAGCGCGGCUUCACUGCAGGUGCCAGAAAAGCCACGCCAGCUUUCGUUUCCGGAUCGCGGCAGGUCGAAGCAGAGUAG